Messenger RNA from Homarus americanus (American lobster), 13580 nucleotides. It is a transcript of the gene slmb, whose product is annotated as beta-TrCP-like. Bases 50 to 1729 code for a protein of 559 amino acids. Gene Ontology annotation, molecular function: protein dimerization activity. The record is from RefSeq and is a predicted model, not a curated record. Lineage: Eukaryota; Metazoa; Arthropoda; Malacostraca; Decapoda; Nephropidae. The transcript has 14 exons.
UCUAUCGUAAGCGAAUGGAAGAGGUUUUCUCCGAGUCCUGUCAGCGGAGAUGGAAACUGAACAUCUUUUGGACGAUAGUCUAGAUUCAGUUGAGGCACCCAUGACGGUGAUCUACGACAACAACACAUCACCCAUGAGUGUCACAACUAGUGGUGGCAUUCGAAGUGGUGAUGGUGUCAGUGACAAUGAGGAGCCAGAGCCUAUGACCACGAUACUCCUCUCCCACUCCUCGGGCGGGGUGGGGGGAGGAGGAGGAGGGCGACGGAAAAAAGAAUCCACAGCUCACUACAACAAUGAGCGGGAGAUGUGCCUUCAAUUUUUUGAAAAAUGGAGUGAACAAGAUCAGUUAGAAUUUAUGGAGCAUUUAUUGUCUAGAAUGUGCCACUAUCAACAUGGACACAUUAAUGCCUUUCUAAAACCAAUGCUUCAAAGGGACUUUAUAACCCUUCUUCCAAAAAAAGGUUUAGACCAUGUAGCAGAAAAAAUAUUAGGUUAUUUAGAUGCCAAAUCACUACGGGAAGCAGAGUUAGUAUGUAAAGAAUGGCAUCGUGUAAUUGCUGACGGCCUCCUAUGGAAGAAACUAAUAGAAAGAAAAGUACGCACAGAUCCUCUAUGGAGAGGGCUGUCAGAAAGAAAGGGAUGGGGUAUGUAUCUGUUCAAGCCAAGGCCGGGAGAGCAGCAUCCAGGGCACUCUUAUUAUCGCAAGCUUUAUCCUAAGAUUAUCCAGGAUAUUCAAACUAUAGAAGCCAACUGGAGAAUGGGUAGACAUAAUUUACAAAGGAUAAAUUGCCGUUCAGAAAACUCUAAAGGUGUCUACUGCUUACAAUAUGAUGAUCAGAAAAUUGUAUCAGGCCUUCGAGACAACACAAUCAAAAUUUGGGACCGUACCUCACUCCAGUGUUACAAGGUACGAGGGGUGUUGACGGGGCACACGGGAUCAGUUCUAUGUUUGCAGUACGACGAGCGUGUAAUUAUCAGUGGGUCUUCAGAUUCAACAGUCAGAGUGUGGGAUGUCAAUACCGGAGACAUGGCCAAUACGCUUAUCCACCACUGCGAGGCGGUUCUUCACUUACGCUUCAACAAUGGAAUGAUGGUUACUUGUUCUAAGGAUAGAUCUAUUGCUGUUUGGGACAUGGUCUCCCCAACUGAAAUUAAUCUAAGACGUGUUCUGGUUGGUCACAGAGCAGCUGUAAAUGUUGUUGAUUUUGAUGAGAAAUAUAUUGUUAGUGCAUCUGGUGACAGAACGAUAAAGGUAUGGAGCACAGGGACGUGUGAAUUUGUUCGGACGCUAAAUGGACAUAAAAGAGGUAUUGCGUGUCUUCAGUAUCGAGAUAGACUAGUGGUCAGUGGUUCUUCUGAUAACACUAUAAGGUUAUGGGACAUAGAAUGUGGAGCGUGUUUGCGAAUACUUGAAGGACAUGAAGAACUGGUCCGCUGCAUUAGAUUCGACAACAAGAGGAUAGUGUCUGGCGCUUAUGAUGGGAAAAUCAAGGUAUGGGAUCUUCAAGCUGCCCUCGACCCGCGUGCUGCUGCCGGCACCCUCUGUCUGCGAACUUUAGUGGGGGAGCAUUCUGGACGAGUGUUCCGCUUGCAGUUUGACGAGUUCCAGAUAGUGUCGUCUUCUCACGAUGACACAAUACUCAUCUGGGAUUUCCUUAAUUGCUCCCCGCCAGAAUCUUCUGGGCCUCCUGGUGGGCGGGGCUGCUCACCCACAGUAGAAACAAGCUAAUGCAAUGGAGACAUAGUACAGAUAGCUUGAUUUGUGUUUCACUGAAAAAGUCUUCAGAUUGUUUGCUAUCCAUGGACAGGAGCUAAAGAGUUCCAUGUCUAGGGUACCUCUGCAGCUGCGACUAAGACUUGAGUGAUGGAAACUCAAGCACUACAAAAGAAACUUUAUAUACGAGUGCCAGUGUAUAAUGUUUGUCGUCGAGCACACCGACUUGUACACUAAAUGCACUGGAUUUGCAAGUGUCAAGCGCAAAUACGACACCUCUGCCCCCUGGCCCGUCCAUACUUCUGUGGUGUGAUAGGCAGACUAGAUCACAUUGGUGCAUAGCCAGACAAGAAUUAGUGUACCAAUUCAUGUAACACUUCUAGUGCCCUUUACCUUCACUGCAACUCAAAGCUUUAGUUAAAUCAUAACAGUGAAAUAAAUCUGAAUUUACGGUCUUAAUAUGACCUUUUGUGAGGAAACUAUAUCAAAUAUAUAUAAGGCCAUAUUGGGCUGCAGAAAACUGUUGGUGAACCUUGCCCAGUACAGUAUAAUGGGCAGUACUCGUUCCAGUACACAGCCUUCUGUUUCUGAUGAAUUGUCUCACUUGAUCCAUAGACCACAGGCAUUUGGUAAUAAAAAGAAAAUGGCAAACUCAUCAUUUCCGUAUUAUAAUUCUAGUGUAAUAUGUGUCUACAUUGGAUGUGUGUGUUGACUAAGAAAAAAGAAAUGCAAAAAAUGUAAUUGAUCUCAAAAGUUCUGCUCACCUAGUGAUGGUACUGCUGUAGCAGGAACAAAAUUAUUAAGAGAAUAAAUUUUUUAACUUUUGAGGGAGGUUUGUGCAGACAGUGUUAAGAGAAGGUCAUUAUUGGUGGUUGAUGACAGUGCAAACUCAUUGUUUGGCAAUUGGCAUUUUGUGCAAUAUUUCCAAUACACCAAGUCCUGCUCAUCAGGGAGGUUUUAAAUGCCAGUUGUGGUAAAAAAAUACUUAAAAGUUUAUGUUUCAAGAGAGCAUUUUUGGGCAUCAAAAUAUUGUGUACAUGGGUGAAACUUUACCAAAAAACAAAAAACAACAAAAAAAUACCAUGUCUUUAUUCAAUAGAAUAGAGCUUUCCAUUUCCAGAUUUAGGCAUUUUUAUAAAAAUGUAUUGAAAAGUGACCUGCAGAAUGCAGCCCAACACAUGGAAAUAUAUUCACAAAAGUCUUUUUCGUGUUUAUUACACAUUGCUGAUAAAACUUCUUUGGGUUAGUGAUAGACAAAAGACUCGAAGAUGUGACAUGGGGCAACUCCCAGUUUUUCUGACACCAAAUGCGAUCAGAGUCUGUUGCUUGCUUCUGAGCUUUGGGUCAUGUCCAACGCUGACAUUGUGUAUAUUUUAUUCUCAUUGCUAGGCUCUCACCCUCAUUUUUAUGGUGGAGAAUGCAUUAUUCACCCCAAUAUAUAUGUAUAUAUAUAAAUAUAUAUAUAUGGAGAGAGAGUAAGUGAGUGGAUGUGUGAAAGAAUGGGUGAGUGCAAAGAGUGGUGGUGUACAUGGGGCCAAUUUGGUUGUUGACAUCUUUCAUUCCGAUGCUUGCUGUUGUAUAUGGCAUUUGUCUUAAAGUAUCUUUUAUUGAUUUCAUUAAUUCACUUGAUAUGUUGAUUAUCAUCUUGGUGAAGUUUUUGCCAAAGGUCUGGAUAUAUAGUUGGUGUGAGUUUUUUUGCUGGGUGGCAACAGGCAGAAUGUUCCUAUGCAAACCUUUUUCUUCAAUUGAUUUUUUUUCCAUAUUCAUUACACAGUGCUGUUUACUGUAUCUCCACAGGUGAAGUUUAUUGGGAAGAUUUCAUUUUCACUUUUGGGAAUUUAUGAAAUUUUUUGUUAGUAUUAAGUCCAAUCAAUUUGACCAAUUGUUUGGCUGCACAUAAAGGCUUGCUUAAGUGUGUCCAGUGAAACUAUAUUUAUACAGAGGAACAGAUAUCUGUAUGUAAAAAGAAGUUAAUUAUUUUGGUGAUGUCCUUAGGGAUUGUGCAUGGAUCAUGAAUUGGCUCUCUAGUACAUUCAAGCAUGUAACUGUACAAGGAAACUCGAUUAUGUUUUCUCACUGUUUACCCAUUGAUCUUAAUUACCGUACAUAAAUCUCGGACAAACUAUCUCACAAGUCUAUCUUUCCCAGUGACUUUUAAAAAUUGAGCAAAUACAGUAUUCAGUUUUAUCAUUCCCAGUAGAGUAUAUUCCUCUUUCUGCUUAAAUUCUUGUGAAACUCAUUCCUUCACCUCAUUAAACACUACUUUUUGUGAUGCCAAAGGUGGACACUUUGAAUUGUUCUAUACAAUCCCUGUGUAUUUAAUUUGUUUUCAUUUCAUAUGUAUUAUCAAAAACAGCAGAUAAAACUGUAUCCGCAAAACCUCACACACACACCGACAGUAAGAGUCUUCGACAAAUAUGAAAAUCAUAAUUUUUUUAAUUUGAAAAAUUAUUCCAGUUUGUAACAUGAAUGCCUUGUAGGUGAGAGGAGAAGUAAUCUAAUUUUUGACUAAGACAUAAAGUAUUAUUCUUUCUGUCUUCUAAAACCAUACUCACCUGUCAACCAAAAUGAGUUCAAUGCCACUUUUUUCCUAUAUUUCAGAAAAUUCGUAAUGAAAUUCUCGUACAUGUACAUGAUAAUCCACUUUGGCAAUCAUAAUUAGUUUCCUAUAUUUGUUCUUGCAAGACCUUUUCUGCUAUUUGUACUCAGAAUCAAGUGCAGCUCAGCUUUUUUACUUCACUCAUCUAACAGUCUCAACAAAGCAUCAAGGUAUCUAUCUAUCUAGUUUACCUCUGUUACUUCAUGCUUCAUCCCAGCACCACAUGUAAAGCUUAAUUAUGUGUUCUUUAUAAGAAACCUGCUUGUACAUUAAGGAUUUUAUUCAUAGAUGUGUAUUUUUAUUAUUAUUAUUAUUUUAAUGUUACUUAGUUGUAGCUUGCUAAGAGGGAUUUAUUUUAAAUUAAAAUUUUGUUGAAGCUUUUAUUGCUGAACGUAUAUUGAUGUUAGUGUUUUUUGUUACGAGGGAUUUUUGUAUACAGUGUUACGGAUGUUUCACAAGGAAUCCACCCACCCACCUCAUCUUGGUGUGGCAGACGUACGCUUUAAACACAUGCAUUCACGGGUGUGUGACAAAUGGAUCCAAAGAUCUACAACUGGUAGGCAGUUGCACACCCCGAUUGGAAUAUAUUACCGACACGGGAUAAGCUCGCUAUUAAAUUUCAUCUGUCAUGAAUUGAAAUUAUCUCUAUCACUUUUGUAAUGCCGCACUUUGUUGCGGCUGUAGGAAAAUUUUUCAUAUACAGUUGGUUAUUAUGCUGGGGUACUUGUUUUGUUGUUAUAUGAAUAUAAUUACACUUUAUACAGUACUUUCUAAUUCACACACACAAGCACAAAUACACACAUUGUUUCUGUUGCAUAUGAGCGCCUGUAAGCUAAUGUUUAAUUUUCCCUUACUUUAUGAACUACGUGAUACAGAAACCAAAAUUAGUGGCUUUAUUAUGAAUAUUUGAAUAUAAAUCUUAUGUCGUAUUAAUGAAGAUGACCCGGUGCAUCUAAAAUUAAACUAAUAUUGACAAAAAAAAGUGCCAUGAAUGACUUUUGGGGGGACAUGCUUUAUUUAUGGAGAACUAAUUCGAUCCUUGGUAGCUAUAUAUGCAGUGAAUAGAAGCACCUGAGUAUCUCAAGUCUGUUGAAGAAAGCAGAAAUUAAAUCCCACAUCAGCAGAAUGAGGCUAGAUAUAAUUUUAAUUAUUAGAGAUGAAUUUAACAUUUUUGCCCCUCCUUAUUGAAGGGUGGUCCUUGCAAAACUUCCUCCAUGUGCCUGUACACAGAUUACAUUAGCUCUACACUUAUUUUUUUUUUUAAGGCAGGUGAAUUAUUUCGUAGAACAUUACUGUAUAUUCUUUUAUUGGAAAGUUCAGUGUAUGCCAUCUUCAAGCCUGAUAACUUGCAACAAAAUGCUGAUACUUGAGGGGCUUCUUUUCACAUCACCUGCAGGGUCUAUCAUGUAAUGGAAAGAUUGAUGAUGAAAGACAUGAAACUGUACUGUAUAUGUCUAAAGUUAUAACUCUUCAUUUUAAAUGAGUUAAAUGUUUAUUAAGGGUAAUUCUCUGCUGUAAGACUGCUGAAUGAAACUUUUUUAAUACUGCACUCAUGAAUAUUACAUAAACAAAUGCUUUAUAUGAAAACAUAUGUACAGUGCAGUACUUAGUACUGUAUCAUUUCCCAGUGAAAAGUGUGAAGACAUUCAAGGACUUGGUAUUUGUAUAAUGAUGAUAUCAGUGUGCUCACUUGCAUACAAUGGUGAAAUAAAAGGUUGGUGAAGAGAAGGGUAAUCCAUAACUCAGAAGAACUAUAUGAAUGUUUGCUUCAUUACAUGGAUAAAAGAAGCUUGUGUAUAGUGUAAAUGCUGUCACAACAGUAUGGAUGUGAAAUUGAGUAAGUCCAGUUUAAUUCUUUUUAAAUUGGAAGUGUGAGAAGAUGUGUCAGUAAUAUGCCAUGAAAAAUAAGUUGCAACUGUUGAACUAGACAGACAUUAACACCAGGCACUAAAAAAUUGGGUUUGAAUGAAGAAGUGAUAGCAAGAUAAAAGUGGGUGAGGUAUUGUAAAAGUUGACUGGAAGGGGAGAGUAAAAAACAUAUAGUAACUGCAUGUAAAUGUACAGAGUCAAAUGUUACGAGGAGAAGCAUUAACCGGUGGCACCCCUCCCUCCCUGAUAUGUAAAUUAACACAUUUAUAUUGGAUAUAUGUGCAGUAUAUGUAAUAUCACAGGUGUUAAAAGUCAUUAAGAGGAGUAACAACUUUAUGUAUAAAAGCAUCUCUAGAAAAUGUAACACCACCAUAAUUUUUAGGAUCCAGGGGUGAUAAGAGCUAUUUGGGAGGUGUAUUAUGCUCAUUUCAUGAUUUCAACAAUAUAAGUUUUGUAAUUAGCCUUUUCAAGAAGCUGGUGCCUCAGGUAGAAAUUUUGAUAAGCUGAAUCACACAUGGUCAAGGUUGUGGUGUAAAACAAUCAUGGUAUGAUUGUAACAUUGCACAAAUAUUUCUCUACAUGAAUUUUUUUUAAAGAUGGGGCAUCUGGAUAUUGUGAUGUGGUUUUCUUUCUUUUUUUUAACCAUAAUUUACCUCCAAUAAUUAAAUCCUCUCUCAUUGAUUUUUUCUAUGUCAGUAAUGUUAGUCAUAAUAGUCUUUAAGUUUGAUUUUAAUGAAAAUAUUCAAGCCAAUUAGUUUGUAUGUAGAAAAUGGAUCAUUGUCUGUUGUAGAAUUUUAAAGUGAUUUCCUCCUGGUGUGUUAUUGUAUAGACAUUUGUAUGUUGUGAUUAAUUUAGCAAUUUUUAGGCUCAUAUACUCAGUGUCAUGUUAAGAACUGUGUAUACUGUACAAGGAGUUGGGCAAUGCUCUAUGACACAUGCCUAAGGUUUAUGCUAUAGUGUGUUAACAUGACAAAAUAGCUGCUGCCUCCUUGCUGAAGUUGGGGAGAAUAUCUAUAUAUAAAGGAUGUUCAUUUUUAAUCCUUUGGGCUUUAUAUAUAAACUACAAACUUAGCAUAAAUCCUGUACAUAAGAAAAAAUAUAUAAUAUGCUAGCUGCCAUGAUUGUGGUGUGAGAGUUGUAGAUUUUUUUCUUUUUGGUUAUGAAUAUUUAGUUGAUCAUCUUUGAUUUUUUCUCACUCUCCUUGUUCUCUUGUAUAGUUUUCACAUUUGGUCAUUAUUGCAACAGUAAUGCUGACCUGAAUAUGAAUACUGAGCUUUAAUGUUUUAGUUGGCUGGCACUAUACUGUACGUUAAGUAACAGUUGCGGUGGUAUUAUUGUGUUAAACGGUUUAUUAUACAACUGACGAUGGCAGGACUUUUUAACCACGUUUUCAUCUGUGAUAUCCCUGUUGCUUCGUCUCAGCAUUAAUGGUCUUGGUAGCCUCCUCCCUUCAUUUGUAACUCAUUGGUCAUCAUUUUAAAGGAGUCUUUUGCCUUUACAUCACAUUUUAUACCACACACUGUUGCCUACAGCCCAGAAGUGAAUAAAUAAAAGAAAAUGGAGCAUUAGAAGGGAACAGAAGAAACUUUCACAGAUUCAUCCCCAAGUAUCUUUAAUUUUUCUUUUUUCUUUUAUUAUUCCAUUUUGUCUCCUAAGUUAUAUUUUCCCAUUCUCUUCCCCUAAAAACCAUUUCCUCUUAUUUUCCCUCACUUAGUGUAUACUUUUUGUUUACUUACUCAUAAUUAAUUUCUUUAAUGUACUUACCUGGUCUUGUAUUUAUAUUUUUCCUUGUAAUUGUAAAACAAGUGAUCUUAGCAUGCAACAGAGGCUAUAAUAUCCAUAUCAACAAUAUUUGCAGUUGAAUGACACGGCAGUACAUUACACCCCAUGGCGGAGCUAACAAAUAUGAUAUUUGUGGUACCUUGACCAUAACAUGAGAUGUGAAACAACCAAAGGCACUUUAUUUAUGAGACAACUGGAGUGAUGUAUGUUCUGUCUCAAGUUCGUGUCUUGUUAGAUUACUAAGGAGACUUUAUUUUCACAAAAUAUUGGCUUAUUAAUUUUGUUACAAAUAUGCACUGUCAUGUAGAUAACAGUUGUCAUUAAUGUGUUGGCCAUGCUACAGUUAGUAAACGGCUUAUGUGAUGUUAACGGGAAUCUCAUGACUGUGUAAUAUUUAACUGCUCAAUAUACCUUUGUUCCUUUUGUGUCGCCAUUGAUUUUGGAGUAGUGUGUCCCUUUUUUGAAAUAGUUUAGGUGUGUAAGUCAACUACAUGUGCACCCUUCCUUCCUGACUGACUGACUGAGAGAGAGAGAGAGAGAGAGAGAGAGAGAGAGAGAUAGAUAUACUGUACUUCCAUGCUCUUGGCCUGCCUGUGCCUAAAGACUCCAUAAUGCACACUUGGUUCAUAAAAGCCAUCCUAUUACUUUUUAUAAAUACAACUGAUGAGUAUUGUUACUCACCCUAAUUUUUUCAUAUACAUUUACAUUUUCAUAGUACUGUAUAUUUUUUUUGGUAAUUAUGAAUUUAUACGCUAUUGCCACACAUGCACUUUUUUAAUCCUGAUCUUGGAAGACUCAUUACAAAGUGGUGAAUAAUAGUUAAGAAUGUCGUGUUGUGAUUUGGGGCUUGUGAAUUAACAGAUGUUUUAGUGAGCUAGGAAAAGAGUGCUUGAAUUGAUUACAGUAAGGUGAGUUUGCCUUUAUUUUUGAUAGAAUUGAUUGCAGUGAUCUGUGUUCAUCUCAAAGCUACUGUACCAUCAAGUUUCCAAUCUACUUAUUCAGCUUCUGUGCCCAGAUGUAAAUACUGUAACUGCAUAAUGUUGACUUGGAAUCGGUGUAUUUAGCAGAAUUGUAGGUAAGCUGAUGUCUGUUGUGUAUUACAAGGUAGAUGAUUGUCUUGUGUAGGGUGUAGAGAGGUGAUUGUAAGAAUGCCAGGUAAAAAAAUUUUUUAAUGUGUAUUAAAUUGAUGCAGAAUGACUAAAAAAAUACAGCUCAGUGUUCCUGUGAGAAGUGCAAGGAAUAUUUUGGUGCCUCAGGAUGAAAGUGUUGUAAGUUCGUGGUAACUUCGUUGGUACAAUGUAUGAUAGAUUUACUUCAUUCUCCCAGUAAAUACACAAGCUACAUGAUUUGUGGGUAUUUUAGUGGCACCCCUAUGUGGUGGUAAAGCCUUAUCACAGACACCGUUAGACUUGUGGUUUUAGGGAUAUUUUUAUGUAGCGUUGUUACUUGAAUUUACUUGUAGUAGACACAUCCUUUGUUGGACCAGCUUAAAAAAAAAUCUAACAUAAUUUGGAAACAAGUCAGGCAUGGUCUCCUUGCCUUUGGAGCUUAAGGAAAUUGACUAAAACCAUCUGUAAAAUAUAUUUUAUUUUUUACAAGAACACACUACUGAGGUGACAUAAUCCAGUGAAAGUUUUUGUCAGUUUGCAGAAGCAUGAAAGCACAGGAGCAACAAUCUACUUGCCUUUUUCCUCUUUUUUUUUCUUAUUCAAUGCUGAUUCCAUUACCAAUGAGUGUAUUCAAGUAAUGAAUGUUGUAUAAACAAAAUACCAAAAUUGCCAAGUAUUACUGGUACAGUUUCCAUCAACUCUGUCAUCAGGUUAUAAAAAGUUAUUUUUUAUUGCACUUAUUUUGAUGUGUAGUUGAAGCACAUUGACACCAGGUGAUGACUUAUAUUAAGUUAUACCCAAGAAGUUUUACUCAAGAUUAUAUGGCUAGUCAAAAUUUUCUAAAAAAUGAGCCCAGAGUAUGACUUUCCUGAUGUACUGUACAGUACUUUAUUUUGUGUUCUUUGCUUAAUUGAGACUUCUGGUGUAUUUUGAUUUUUACUGAUAUUUCUAAUUUGCUUUUUAUUUUUUAUUCUGGAAUGACAUAUUGAUGUCCUCUUAUUCAACUGAAAUUAUUUAAUGAAUCAUAAUAACCAUUUGACCCCUUGUUUAAAUCAUGACCUAGCUGGCAUAUAAAUAUGCAGGUAUAUAAUAGCAGAAGUAUUCUGUAUAUAAUUUAUUUAUUUUAUAUUCAGAUUGUUUAUCAGAGAGAUGUCAAACUUAGCAGUGCAUUUAGAAUAUAUUUGAACUAAGAGAUCGAAAAGGCAUACCCCCGGAGUUUUAAUUACCCUCUUCCAUUGACGGGGGUCAUCAUGUUUCAACUAGAGUUUUAAAAAAAUUGAGUCACAAAAGACACUGCACGACAAUGCUUGACAAGGUGUGGCGGUGAAAUGAACUAAUUCCAAUAAAGUUAAUUUAUAAUAUUGGAAUUAGUUCAUUUUACUGCCAUACCUCCCCAUCAAGCGCUGGUGUGGUGUCUUCCGUGACUAAAAUUUUUUAAAACUGGUUGAAACAUGACCCCGUCAACGGAAGAGGGUGAUUAAAACUCCGGGCAUUACUCAUUACCAUACUGGUAAUGCUUCUCUCUCUUCUUGAAUUUAUUCUAAUAAACUGAAGAAAUGUGAACGAUACUUAAAUGUUGUGAUUGUACACCAACAUACUCAACACUUUGCUUGAAUCUUCUGCUUUUCUGGACGUUACUGGCGACACAGAAGGGUUGAUUCUCUUCUCUCGUAAACUCUGUGUUCGUUUAUGCUCUUUGAUGGUCAGUUUAGUUGGUGUUCAUACAAGAUCACUUGAUUGUUGGAUUAAUGUGGAGUUCAUGCAGCCCCACGAGACUGUUAUUUGUGACUGAAUUAUUUUGACUUGAAAAUCCCUGCUCAGCCUACACAGAAAUAUGCUCUGAUUUGUGGUUUGUUCAGUUAAUGGGAAUGUUUACAUGUGUCUGUGUGGCAUUUAUACAUAACCAUCUGUUUAUUGUUCUUCUUAUUGCUGUUAUUAUUAUUUUUAUUAUUAUUUACAGUGUUAUUAGUAUUUAGUCAAUAUUAUUGUUAUUUACAGUACAUUGGUAACCUACUUUAGGCCAUUGAGCUCAUCUUUAUUAUAAUUAUUUUUUUAUUUAAUUAUUACCAUCUGGUUGGUAUACAGUACAGUGUAUAUUUUUUUUUUACUUUUUGUUUAUAUCUGCCCACAUUUGCAUGCCAUUUAUUGUCUCGUGUGAAAAUUUUUUAUCAACAUUGUCCAAUUACGUACUAAUAUAUUUGCUCGAGUGAAUCUUUCCUUCUAAGAUGCUCGAUAAGCUACUCUGUAUGUGCUUAUAUUUAUAUACAAUAUAUAUAUAUAAUUUUUUUAUCAUUAUGCAUUACAGUUUUAUGGUCAUGUAUUAUAUUAACUGAUAUUUCACUUUCUAUAAUAUAACUCCACAAAUGAAGUAAAUGUCUUGAAAGUAGACUGAGUCGAUAAAAGCCAUUUAUGCAGCUUGGAAAGUAGACACUGAAUUGGUUGUUGAUCUUUGAGUCAUGGUUUUCAAUCAUGUGGGUGAAUGUGUUAGAGAAACUUAACAUUUUUGCAGUACUGUAGGUAGAAACUUGAGAUUAUUUACCAAAUAUUGUUUUGUAUAGACAUACAGUACUGUAAUUUGCAUUUGUUUUUUCUCUCCCUUUUCUCUCUUCACAUUGCUGUUAUUCUUUGGCCACAUGCAUAAGGUGAAAUUCUUGUGACCUUAUGUAGACUUUGCCAAGUGUCACCUCUGCUUGAAAUUUCAUGAGGCAUUUUGUAUGAUGUUUGCAAGUGAAGUUGUGUUUGUGUUCACCGUGCCCAUACAUUCGUAGAAGGCAUCAUCUCACUUUGUAUAUUCAUCUUUAGGCCUAUGCCUGUGACUUUCUGGUGUACAUAGUAUUGGCUAUAUACGUACGUUUACAUCUGCGCAGCUGUCCAGCCAUUCACUGUAACGCAUUUUGGAUUUUCACAAAAUUAAAUCUGCAGUGAAUUGCCAUUUUUAUGUGACUGUGUACUCUUUUGUUGACAGUUUUUUGGAGGGUUUGUUGGUCGUUAUCCACACACACUGUAUAAAUAUAUUUCAUCACAGUACAUUAUAGACAUUAUUGAUUGACUUCUUUAUGUAACUUCCUUCUGCUGUCCCCCAUUUGCAUCACCACCUAACCUCCAUGAGUAUUUUUUGUAGCACAUCAUCGUCACUAUCAUGCCCUUAUAACCCAGAGUCAUCAUAGUCACAGAGAACACUUGUAACCAUAACCUUAUCACAUUAACAAAAAAAAAGCAUCACAUUGUAUGCAUUGGUUCAUCAUUGUGCAUAAUGAGGAAUCAUAGUCACAUAAUCAGGUAUAUUGUCAUAGCAACAUACUCAUACAAGUCUGAGCAUAAUCAUCCUUAGUCAUUCUUAUCUUCGUGUACAGUGUCGUCACCGAUCAGUUUGGUUAUCGAUCAUCCACAUAAAUAGCGUCAUCAUCAAGUACCCCCAUUAACCAGGCAAGAAGUCACCGUCACAGCCUGCAGAAGAUAAUUCACUCUUCACCCGACAAAUUUCAUUGUCACUCCUGAUGUGUCUUUACUCUUCCCUUCGCUCCCAAACCUAGUCAUCUCUCAAAAUGCCUCCUCCGUAUACAUGUUCAGUUCAUUCGACACCAAAAUUAUCUUCAUUUGACCCAGCUAUCUCUCGAAACAUAGCAGUGAACCAUUUCCAUGUAAUCCCAUCCAAAUCCUCACUUGCAUAAUCUUUGGAACACUAGUGCUCUUCUUUGAACCUACACGUCAUGUAUUACACUUGUUAUGAAAACACACACACACACACUCUCUCUCUCUCUCUCUCUCUCUCUCUCUCUCUCUCUCUCUCUCUCUGCUAUCUCACCUAACUGUGCUUGCAUCAGAAUGUACUAUCCAUUCCCAUACCAGUAAUGUAGCUACACUUCAUCAAUCACUUGUACAACCACAUCUUUUUGUACCUGUGUAUAUUACCUGCAUCACUUUUGUGGGAUUUUCUUCUCUGAAGCUACUCAUCAUUGGACCUUUCACCAUCAGAUAUACAUGCAUCACUUAAUCAUCCCCUUCACUACCAAGCAGACAGAUAGACAGACACACUGCACCUCAUCAUUUCCUUUAUUACCAGACAGAGACAAACAGACACCAUACCUUGUCAUUUCACCUGUGCAUACUGUCACCCACCCACAAUACCACCUGGACACACGACCACCUCAUCUGACCCAGCCCACUAGUGUUCUCUUGGGCUGGUCCCUCUUAAGACAUACCAGGAGUAUGUUUGUAUCAACGUGAACCAAUUCAAAGUCAUAUUCACACAAACUACUUCAAAGUCAUAUCUCCAUAAACCAAUUCAGUCACAUACACAAACUGAUUCAAAGUCGUCUCGCCUGCCCCAGGUCUCACCACCCCAUGGUUUGUCUCCAGCUGACCCGCCGAGGUACAUUAUGUCUGUGCUAUUACGUUAAUGUCAUGUUUGUUGAUGUUGAGUGUUUUAAGAACCACCACCACUACCCCUUCAUAUUUUGUAGAGUAUGAGUCAGUAUGGAUCACUUAAAUAAAGACAUUUCAUGUA